Messenger RNA from Grammomys surdaster, 2120 nucleotides. RefSeq names its product BCL2 antagonist/killer 1 (gene Bak1). Gene Ontology annotation, molecular function: protein homodimerization activity; protein heterodimerization activity. Gene Ontology annotation, biological process: regulation of apoptotic process; intrinsic apoptotic signaling pathway in response to DNA damage; extrinsic apoptotic signaling pathway in absence of ligand. NCBI's taxonomy places the organism in Eukaryota, Metazoa, Chordata, Mammalia, Rodentia, Muridae. The coding region runs from base 300 to 929 and encodes 209 amino acids. The transcript is spliced from 6 exons. Gene Ontology annotation, cellular component: mitochondrial outer membrane. The record is from RefSeq and is a predicted model, not a curated record.
UCUGCAUCCGGCGGCCAUCAAGAACGUCCUCUAGAGGGAGCUGAUCACUGCCGGGAGCUGCUAGCUCCUCUAUGGUCACAAAGUCGCGAGGUUUCCUGGGCCAAGAGGCGACCCGAGGCGGCAUCCAGCAACCAUGAAUUCACUGAUACCAGUUCCUGCCAGUCAGGCCUGAAACCCUGGCCCUGGAAGCAGCCAGCAGGCCUUCGGGAUCUUUGUCUUCAGAAACCUGAGCCAUCCCCACAUCUGGAGCGGAGUCAUUCAGGUGACGAGUGAAGGUGCUCUCCACCAAGACCUGAAAAAUGGCAUCUGGACAAGGACCGGGUCCUCCAAACGAGGGCUGCGAUGAGUCUCCAUCCCCUUCUGAACAGCAGGUUGCCCAGGACACAGAGGAGGUCUUUCGAAGCUAUGUUUUUCACCUCCACCAGCAGGAACAAGAGACCCAGGGGGCGGCUGCCCCUGCGAACCCCGAGAUGGACAACCUGCCCCUAGAUCCCAACAGUGUCUUGGGUCAGGUGGGUCGGCAGCUUGCUCUCAUCGGAGACGAUAUUAACCGGCGUUACGACACGGAGUUCCAGAAUUUACUGGAACAGCUUCAGCCCACAGCCGGGAAUGCCUACGAACUCUUCACCAAGAUCGCCUCCAGCCUAUUUAAGAGUGGCAUCAGCUGGGGCCGUGUGGUGGCUCUCCUGGGCUUUGGCUACCGUCUGGCCCUGUACGUCUACCAGCGUGGUCUGACCGGCUUCCUGGGCCAGGUGACCUGCUUUCUGAUCGAUAUCAUACUGCACCAUUACAUUGCCAGAUGGAUCGCACAGAGAGGCGGUUGGGUGGCAGCCCUGAAUUUGCAUAGAAACCCCAUCCUGACCGUAAUGGUGAUUUUUGGUGUGGUUCUGUUGGGCCAGUUCGUGGUACACAGAUUCUUCAAAUCAUGACUCCCGGGGAGCCCCUUUGGGGCCCCAGCCACAUGCCUGCCUGGACUAAACCUCCCCGUACCCUGUCCCCCGCCCCUCCCAACAGUCUUCUCCUUCCUCUGAGGGCAAAGAUGCUUUAGCAAACAGGUACCCCCUGCUUUGGAGAGCCACUGCCCAGGGGGGCAUCGAGGCAGCAUGAACACCCCAACAUUGCAUGGUGCUACUGAACCCCAUACUGUCUCAGAGGGGCUGACUGAUGCCCUGGGGGGCCAAGAGGUUGGGCCCGCUACUUCCCAGAAAGUCACUUUGUUUUUUAUACUACCCUUUAGGUACAAUCCUCCCUUUUCCUCCCGCUGUGCCCGAAGUCAGAACACUGAGGGCGUAGGGACCAGUGGUUCUAACCUGUGUUUCCCAGCAGUCCCGUUACUUUGGAAGGUCGGAGCUUGAGAAGGGACCCGAUCACAGUCCUGGCCCUCCCUACAUUGGUUCCCAAGAAUAGGACCAGCUGUAGGAGCACAUGACCCACUCCGUCCAUCCACACCCCCCACCACACACACACACACACACCUCAUCUUCUACUUCCCAGCCUCUAGCCCACUCUCCUCCCCCUCCUGUCCCCUACCCAGAUCCAUCUUGCCUUGGCGGCUGGACUCUCAGGGAUUCCGAGUCCAGAGGGAGGGCAGAGGUGAGAGUUCAGACCACAGCUGCCUGAACACACCCAUCAAGGCCCUCCAAACCCCGUGUCCCAUCCUGCUCCCCUGCUCCCAGCCUAAUCGGUAGGGCAAGACCCUCACCCUCUCCCCAGGGUCCUCACGUGAGCCUGCCUGCUCACUGGGGAGGAGGCCUUCUUGAUGGAUUGGGGAGCCUCAGACUCAGUCACUAUGACAGGGGAAGGGGCGAGCACUCGCUUGGAGGUAUCUACGCUAGAGAUCUACACCAGCAGAAGAAAGUGUGGAUCUGGGUGCAGCGUGACACACACACACCCCGGAAUCUGUGAAUACUUGAACCCUACCUUCACCCAUAUGCUUCUUGUCUGCCUAGGUCCUCCUCGGGUGGGGUUGGGGUGUGUGUGUUUUUCUCUGUCUUGCACAACAUAGGGAUGAGAAGUUUCAAUUAAGCCAAAUGUAUGGGGGGGGAGGGGGGAAGGCAGAUGUAUCCCCCACCUCGCCCUCUGUGUCUGGAAAUAAACUGUGCAAUGCCCCCAACACCUCA